This is a messenger RNA of Toxorhynchites rutilus septentrionalis, 1171 nucleotides long. RefSeq names its product protein obstructor-E. Gene Ontology annotation, cellular component: extracellular region. Gene Ontology annotation, molecular function: chitin binding. The coding region runs from base 71 to 1030 and encodes 319 amino acids. The record is from RefSeq and is a predicted model, not a curated record. The transcript is spliced from 4 exons. NCBI's taxonomy places the organism in Eukaryota, Metazoa, Arthropoda, Insecta, Diptera, Culicidae.
CAAGUGACGAACCCUACGAUCGCUACGAUCGCGGCUUCUGAGCUGUUGAUAUUUUCAACGAAUAAUUUAAAUGUUCAGUAGUGAAACGGGCGUCAAGAUGAAAGCAGCUGCCAAGUUCGGUCUCAGUUUCCUAGUGCUCUUCGGGGUUGUAUUUGGAUUAGCCACAGCCCAGACUCAGCUGAGGAAACAGUAUGAGAACAGCCGUCGCACGCCGGUGAAAGCUGCACCUGUGCGGGAGCCAGUGCGACCAUCCAGAGACGAGUUGCCAGAGUCUGAUGACCCUGAGCUGUCGGAAAAUUGUCCGGAGCCGAAUGGAUUCUUCGCGGAUGCAGAGCAGUGUGACAAAUACCACGCCUGUCAUGAUGGCAAGAUUACGGAGAAACUCUGCCCAGACGGCAUGGUGUUCAACGAUUAUGAUUCUGACCAGGAGAAGUGCGAUUUACCUUUCAACAUUGACUGCAGCAAGCGGCCGAAACUUCAAACCCCGAUACCUUCCCAAAAUUGUCCCCGUCAGAAUGGAUAUUUCUCCAGCCAGACUGGGUCUUGUGAUAAGUUCUAUUACUGUGUGGAUGGUCAGUUUAACAUGAUCACCUGCCCAGCUGGCUUGGUGUUCAAUCCACGCACUGGUAUUUGCACGUGGCCCGAUGAAGCCGCAAAGGCUGGAUGUUCAUCGGAGGACAUCUUCAAAUUUACUUGCCCCAAAGUGAACGAAAGCAUCGCUGUUACCCACCCGAGGUAUGCAGAUCCGGAGGAUUGUCAGUUCUUCUACGUGUGUAUCAACGGUGAGACUCCUCGUCGCAAUGGUUGUAAGCUGGGACAGGCGUUCGAUGAUACAGCCAAACAUUGUGAAUGGGCACGGAAAGUUCCGGAUUGCACCGACUGGUAUAAGGACCGUUUAACUGAUGCUGAGCUUGAUGCGCUAGAGAAUCCACCAACUACCAAAGCUCCGGCGCCAAAGGCUACGAAAGUUUCUCGACGUCGUCCCUCGAAGCGACCCAAGCAACCUGUGGUGGAAGAUGAAGAAGAAUAGAAGGAAUUUGUAUAAACUAUAAUUCUUAGGAUCUACUCAAAAUUCUGUCCUUCUAUGUUCAAUAACAAUGUCGAUGAGUUAAUUUAUUGUUUUCAAUAAUUUGAAGAAAAUAAGAUCAUAAUAAAUAUUUCUAAAAUUAUA